UCCACAUUUACAAUUAAAAUAUGACGUUUCACCGGUAAUUAUAACCAGCCUCAUCAGGCGGCAGCAAGAAUUGUGUUGCGACCUUAAAUGGAGGGGGUAAAUGUGAUGUCGGAACUUAUGAACCAAUCAGGUGCGAAGAACAGAGGGGUGGGAUAGAGACCGACCGAAAUUCGGUUUCGGCGCCAAAAGUUGGCAAAUGGCCUCUUUCGGCAUGUUUUCGGUUUCGGCCGAAAGACAACUUUAUAACAUUCGGUCUGAUUUCGGUUUUGGCCGAAACUGAUAUUGACUUUCGGUCGUCAUUCGUCAACCGAAGAUCUAUUUUUAGAAUAUAACGCUAGUGCUACGUCUAUCACGCUGCCUUUAAUUUCCGUAAAUUCCGUAAUUAGUCUUGGCCAGAAAACUAGUUUUGCAUAAAACCUCAACAUUAUCAAAAUUAAUUGAGUGCCCCAGUUGGCAUGAGUGUUCUGCAACUGCCGACAGUUGUGUUUGGGAGUAUAUUUAAUAUUUCUUUGGUGUCCUUUUAGUCUCAUGCUUAUCAUUCGUCCCGUCUGACCAACAUAGGAUUUUUCACAGCAUAAAUUAAUCCGGUACACACCUUCUGUUGUAAGCUUCAGUACCAGAUAUUAGGUUUUGUAUUUUUAUGUACCGUGCUGAAUCUCAAUCGGAUGUUUAUUUUUUCCCACAAAUAUGGCGAGUUUAUUAGUUACUCCCAAAUUGAACAGUAUUUAAAAAAAUAUUGUUUGAUCAAUUUCAGCACUUGUGCUAUUUUAUUUCAUUUUGGCAUUCACUGCCCUAUUGAUUUGUGCAUCAUUAUAACCAUUAAAUUGCAGCAUUUCUUUAACAUGUUUAAUCUCACUCCUCAGACUAUCACCAUCUGACACUUUCUUAGCCCGAUAUAUGAGCAUCUUCAUGAGAGAGGAUUUGCGCGUUAUUUUACCAUUUUGGUCAUGCCCAAGCAGAAUAUCCACGAAUGGGAGAGUUUUAUUCACCUCCACUUCCAUGGUGAACUGGAUGGAUGGGUUUUGCGAGUUGAGAUGAUUUAGGAAAUUAAUUAAGUGUAUCUGUAAGUGUAUAUUUAAAUCGGGUCCAUGGUAAACUAAAGAUCUACCUCUAAGUGGCACGACAGUUUUAGGAAAACCAUUUGAUAAACUUAGCCGGUUGUUUAUAAGUUAAACUCCUAAACAUUUGAAGGAAACAACUUAAUACUUAAGUAUGGAUCAUCUUUACAAGCAUUAUCAUGCCUUUCUCCCAUUACAGACGGACAGAGAUAUGGAAUUUAACACGUUCAACCUUAUUUGGAGAUCGUAAAACAACGAGACAAAUGACAGCUGAAUCUCAAAUAAAAGCCGCAACCCUGGUAGCGACAAUUAAUCAAAUCGCUUAGUGUGCUUUACUGUUCGGCCCAUAUGUUUCUGACCACCCCCACUAGCCCAGCGCAUCUCUUGAACGAUGUUUUCCGUGUCUCCCUGGUUAAUGAGUGACGAGGGUUUAUCAAUUAAGGAGGCGCGUGGUUAAUCACACAGUCCCAAGUCCACGGCGCUGCCAUGAGUCCGAGUGAGCUCGGGUGGUGUGCGUCGUGAAAACCAGUCGACCUCCAGGCAGGCCGGAUGAGUGGAAAUUCAAGAACUUGGUGCUGCCCGUGUGAAAUAUGAAAGGGCCGUUUCGGCUAUUGGUGCUUUACGGUCUGGUGACUGUGGGAACCUCCCAAGUAGACGUGGAGCAGUUCGUGAAUGGGAGCAGGGGGAAAGAGGUCACUCUGAGAUGCAUCUACACGGGGACACACAUACCUGUGAGUAUAUCCUGGAAGAAAGGAAACGGAGACUCCUCAGUGAAUGUCGCCAUUGCCCUUCAAAGUGGUUACAUAAUUUACGAUACCAGCGACUUAUAUGGGCGACUGAACUUCACGAACCUCAACUCUCAAUUGAUGGACGGAUCCAUCCGCAUUGAGGACCUGCGUCUGGGGGACAAAGGAGACUUCACCUGCGCCUUUGUCACUAUUGAUAACCCUCCACCUGAAGCAACAAUCAGCCUCACUGUGACCGUUACCCCGAAGGUCUCCCUGGAGUUGAACCCAUCCCACUUGAUAGACGGCAUGGGGCUGGUGACUGUGGCCACGUGCAUUGCUCAGGAAGGACAUCCCGCAGCCUCCAUCACCUGGAGUGGCCUCGAUCAGGGCAGCUCCAAUGAGACCACAGAGACGGAGCCCGGAGGCACGGUGACGGUGAGGAGCCGCUACCAGAUGGAUCCCACGUACGAGAGCCACGGGCGGACGCUCACCUGCAGGGUGGAGCACCCGGCCCUCGAGUCUCCAGUGGAGUUCCCUACCACCCUCAACAUCUACUGUGAGUAGUGGACAUGUUAAAAAAAAAGUCAGAAAGUCCGGUUGUCGCGAUGUUUGAAUGAGCUUGGAUUGGUGGUCGUCUCCAUUGGCAGCCAUGAGUCCAUUUUAAACAUUCCACGUUAAUAUAGAUUGAAAAAUAAUUUCUUUAGAAUUGUUUUUGUAUUUAGUUUGUUGUCCUUCCCUCGCACCUCCAAUUAU
Messenger RNA from Petromyzon marinus (sea lamprey), 2539 nucleotides. The record is from RefSeq and is a predicted model, not a curated record. Lineage: Eukaryota; Metazoa; Chordata; Hyperoartia; Petromyzontiformes; Petromyzontidae.